Messenger RNA from Punica granatum (pomegranate), 2521 nucleotides. NCBI's taxonomy places the organism in Eukaryota, Viridiplantae, Streptophyta, Magnoliopsida, Myrtales, Lythraceae. The record is from RefSeq and is a predicted model, not a curated record.
CCUUCUUUCUGACCGACGCUUCAUAAUCGUCGCCCGGUCCGGUGGCAGCUGAUCUGAACUCUCGACGGCCUCCGGCGAUCUGCAACUCCACUCCAUCAGCCACUGCAACCGCUGCUGACAUCGCCCAGCUGAAUCUGAAAGAGGAGAGAAAAUGGUGGGAAGCUGUUUUGCUUCUGACCAAACCUCCACAAAAGACUAGCACGCGGACUCCCGAAUCUCAGGGGGAGUCAACUGCCGCCAUUGUUGCUCCCUUCCCUCCACACUCUGUCCCCAUCAGAAUGGAUUUCUAACAUUUCAAAUUGCAGGGUUCAUAGUUCUGCUGGCACUGCAAAAUGGAGAAUAUGCAGUAUGCAGAGGAGCUUGUGAGGGAGUUUCUAGUCUUCCGGGGGUUCACUAAGACGCUGCAGGCUUUUGAGGCAGAACUAGGCACUGAUAUCGGUAAAGGGUUUCAAGUGGAUAAGCUGUUGGACUUGAUAUUCUCAGUGUACAUUCCCGGGUUUCAGGCCGAUAAACUAGUCGGCCUCCUUAGUUUCUUCAAGCAAUUGUUUUCUUCCUCUGCUCCCGAUACGGUGCUCGUAGCUACUCUGUCUAAGUUGGAGGUCUCUAUCCUGCGCUGCUACAUUGUCCACGCGAUACGAUCUGGGAGAAGGGAUAAAGCCGUGGAGUUCUUCGGUAUGAAUGGCAAUGAUCUGCUGCAGAAGGGUCAGGACUGGACUCCGUGGUUUGCAAUUCCUUAUAUAAAGAACCCAAACUCAGAUCCUGAAUUUCGAGUUUACUUCUCAAAGGAAUGGUAUGAAGCUUUGCAGCUAUCCAUGAGGAACUUCUUCAAUGAGAUAUUCAAUGGCUCUCGCAUUCCUGCCCUGUUGAAGAUCAGUUCAGAGAAAAAUAAUGUUAGCCGUCUCAAGAAGGAAAUUAAGCAGCUUAAUGUUAAGUUAACUCAACUUCAGGCUCUUUUAGAAGAAAAAGAUACUCAAAUAUCUCGUUCAAGGAGCUAUGCAGCAUCAACUAUGGACUCCAGUAGUAGACAAAGUGAAAGUUCGACUCUGUCAGCCGGGGUGCAUGAAGAGCAUCAUCUUGAAAUGAGCGAAAUGCGAGAAACAGUUACUCCUCUGCAUUCUAUGAACGAUGCUGAGCUGGUUCAAGAAGAAUCAGAGUCGUCUAUAUCCAAGUCUGGUCAUGAGGCUAGCUCGCUAAGUUUUUAUGCAGGAGAUGGUCGUGCUGGUGGUUCCAGUCAAGUGGUUUAUGACAGUCCUUAUGAUGAAAACGGUAGAGAUACAACGGGAGAGGAGGAAUUCCCUGAGGUGAAAGUAGACUUUCAGGAAACAUUUUUGGGCCAUACAAGUCCAAUCACACGGUCCCGUUUUUCUGCUUCUGGGAACAAUAUUGCAAGUGCCUCCGUUGAUGGGACUGUCAGGAUAUGGACCUAUGACUCAUCAACCUCACCAUCAAGAAAUGCAACUAUAUACUGCGGGGCGGAGAUUAUGUCCCUUGACUGGGAAUGUAAAUCUGAUCGCUUGCUUCUUAUAGGAACAGCUAGUGGUGGCAUUAAAGCAUGGAAUGUUGAUGCAAAGAGGGUUGUCUGUGAUCUCAACACCACAGAAGCAUUUCCAAGCGUUAUGGACAUUAAGUGCAGCCCUGUGGAACCAAUAUUUGUUUCUGCAUCAGCAUCAGGAAGGCCAAGUUUGGGUUACAUUGAUAAUUUGGGGUUCGCUUCAUUAACUGUAUGGAAUAUGAAAACAUGGAAAGCCAUGACAGUUCUCCCUCUGGGUGAAGAUCCCCCUGCAAUCACUUCUUUGUGCUUCAACCACAAUGGCAAGAUCUUAGCAGCUUCUGCAACUGAUGGAAUGAUUCACAUGUUUGACAUGUCUGCUGGCCUACAAAUUACUGGGUGGCCAGCGCAUGAUUCCCCUAUAAGUUCUAUUAUUUUUGGAUCUGAUGAAACGAGCAUCUUUAGUUUGGGUUCAGAUGGAAAGGUGUUUGAAUGGAGCUUGCAGAACCAAGGGAAAGUACUCUGGUCAGUCAACCCUAGCAGAUCUCACGAUAAUGAGAAGUCGGGGCAACUGAGAUAUGAAAUGGCUUUAGAUGCUCUUGGGAGGAGAUUACUGAUCACCUCUGAUUCAGUCAGAGCACCCAUAUAUCAGAUACGAAGUCGGGCAAGUGGAGUGAGAACUCUUCCUCAUACUGCAUCUAUAACAACCGUCGACUGGCACCCGACAUUGCCCAUCUUCUUGACCGGAUCUUCUGAUCACUCUGUUCGAGUAACUUCCACGUUAUAAAUCUGCCUGAAGGAUCAUAAGGGCAUUGCAUGAUUCUCGAUCGUGUUUUGUUGGUCGAUUGAUGGGUUCAUGGUUAUUGGUUUUGACCUUGUUCUUCGAUGGAGGCAAAGUUGUCGGUCUUUUAGUGUGUCGUAUUUUAUAAGAUGGUCGGAUAGCUCUACUCUUCACAUUGUUUAUUCAUUGACAUACAUUGAUUUAUCAGAGAUGGUCUAUAUAAAGCAAGCAAUUGGGCUGUUUCUUCGGGA